Messenger RNA from Suillus plorans, 1125 nucleotides. RefSeq lists its product as uncharacterized. The record is from RefSeq and is a predicted model, not a curated record. The transcript is spliced from 8 exons. Lineage: Eukaryota; Fungi; Basidiomycota; Agaricomycetes; Boletales; Suillaceae. Bases 1 to 1125 code for a protein of 374 amino acids.
AUGUCGUCCCAGGCGGAGGAAAACUCGCAGCCUCCACUAUCUUCCCUAGCAGUGGCUACGUCUGAGAGCGCUCGUCAGAGGCGGAAGAUUGCUCAAUUGGAGGAGAAGCUCCAACUGCUCGAGUCGGGGCAGGCGAUGAAGCAAAGGGAAACUAACUACUAUAUGUCGAAAGGAAGAGCUAUCAGGAGAAUCGUUACUUUAUAUGAUACCAUCGAGGACCUGAUCAGCGAGAACGAUAGGAGGUGUGACAGCAAUGACGACAAGGUGACUCCCGAGUUAGUGCAGGAUCGCUUGCAAAUGGGAUAUAUAGCUCUCAACAACGCUCUCCCCUGGUUUCAUGAAAGGGCGACAGAGCUGGAGCACGAUGAAUACGUGCAUAUGUUGAAAAAGCUUAGGCAGGGAGCGGACAGUGCUCGAGGAGACGACACCUCUAAGCUCAAGAGUCUCGUCCCUGACUGGAUCAAUCGGGAACUCAAGCCAAAUCCCCCAAUUGACCGCGAGGAUAAAUACUGUCGUGGAUUCGUCAACGAUGCAUGCGGCCAACUGCUCUGCCCGACCGAACUAGACUGGAACAAUCCAACUGUCAGAGCAGGAAUCAGGGAUCGCCUAGAAGGUUACAUCGUGACAGAAAUGUCCUGGCCAGCAUUUCUUUACCAAGGGUACACUGCUGAUGCGAACAACCUGGAGGAGGGUCUCUUCAAAAGCAGACUUUUGGUUCAGGCGUUUAAAGCCAUAUUCACCUCUCCCUCUUCCGCAAAGGAAGUGGCCGCUGACGGCGAUGGCACCAACAUCACUGAAAACAAUAGGCGUGCUAAGAAAGAUAUUUCUGGCAAGAAGGUCAAGACCCACUUGCGAUUUGCGUUAUCGUCGGUAACUUCGUGGCGCUCGAUGGACGGUGACUUCGACUACGUCCAGUUCUGGUGCAAUGUCGUGAACUUUUUUGAAAGGGCCCCUGGUCGAGCAGCGCAGCGCAAUGUUGACUGUCUCCUGAAAUGGUGGACUAGGAAGGUCUUUGGAACUAGUCAUUGCGCGGAACUCAGCGACACGGCGAAGGCUAAGAUGUCCGUAAAUGCUCUCGCUAUGCAGAGGGCGCAACUGGACGACGCCCUUUUCGAUUCAGACUAG